AUGAAGUUCACUGGCGUCACCUUUACUAUUGCAGCUUUCGCUGCUGGUGCUGCAUCGCAGUCACUGUCUAGUCUGCCCAGCUGCGCGAUAUCCUGCGCUACCGACUCCAUCCCGAGCGACUGCGGCCUUGAUGUGAAAUGCAUCUGCAGCGCGCAGUCUUUUAUUAGUGGUGUCUCCUGCUGUAUCGCCGACGCUUGCAACGCCGAUGAUCAAAAAACUACAAUCGAAUACGCCGACAAGAUUUGCGCUGGUGUUGGUGUCAGCAACUUGCCCACCUCCGCCGUUUGCUCUUCGACCGCCAGUGCCACUGGUGGCAGCAAGACCUCGUCGGCUGGUGAAAGCCAAACUGCUGCCACUGCCACUGCCUCUACUACGUCGGCUGGUUCCAGCUCAGAGACUUCUACGGCUGCGUCGCCAUCGGGAACCAAUGCUGCUACCUCGUUUACCAAAGCUGACGGCAGUGUCACAGCUGGUGUCAUGGUGGCUGCUGUGUUUGCUGCCAUGUGUCUUGCCUGA
This is a messenger RNA of Talaromyces rugulosus, 516 nucleotides long. RefSeq lists its product as uncharacterized. The transcript has 3 exons. Lineage: Eukaryota; Fungi; Ascomycota; Eurotiomycetes; Eurotiales; Trichocomaceae. The record is from RefSeq and is a predicted model, not a curated record. Bases 1 to 516 code for a protein of 171 amino acids.